CAUGUAUGGUGUAACAUUACUGAUAGGCUGCGUUUAAUGUACUGUGUGCCCUAGACAAAUCCAAAAGCCCUCUGUAUGCCAAGUCUGAGAUAGGAUGACAGGGCCGUGUAGGCAAUGCUCGCUAACCGGCUGUUACCCUACUGCCUGCAUCUUAAUCACUUCAUGACUAGUUAGUGAAAUCUUCUUCUUUUUUUUUCUUUUCUUUUGCUGGCUUGAUGCAAUUCCUGUUUUGAAUAAUAAUUCCUGGCUUUCAUAGACUUACCUUAUUAUCUUAUACCUCUUCUUAUAACCAUAUAAAGCCAUAUGCCUUAAACAGGAAAAGCCCAAGUCAAUACUGGACCUACCAGUUCUCCACUCCUUGAUCAAAAUAGUAGAUGUGGUUAGAGGAUGUUUGAAUUGCUGCCUUUAAGGAGAUAAACUGGGACUUGCUAAUCCACUGUUCCAAUCUUUGUGUGCACUACCAAAGUUAUCAACAGGAAUAUCUGUAUGGCUUCAUUGUUGUAUAACCUAGACUAGCUGGUUACACUUGCGUGACUGACGUAUUCCGGUAGGUGCAGUGUCACAAACAUUGGACAAUGUUUUCCCUCUUCUUGUCAUAGGAAUGUAGGGGUACAUGUGACAGUGAUAGGGUUAAGUUUAAUAACCUCUUUAUGAUUUUAUUAUCACCCGCUAUGAAACUUGCUCCUUUCUUUGUUUUCCAACCCCCAUGUUGUAAAUCCUCCUGACCCCAUGUGAUGUGUGACAAUAAAGACAAGGGGACAGAGGCAGUCCGGGGCAGUCGAACUCAAGCUUGUGAAAGAACAGGUCUCAAUGCUCCUGGUUCAUCUGCCCUCUGUCCUUGUGAAGAGUAAAAAACUUGCAUUUGUGUUUGGUUUUCUUUCCAGGAUAAAGAGGUUAUUAAACUUAACCCUAUCAGACAGCGUUUAAGUUUUCCACUUAUAGAACUUUAUUAGUUGCAUGUGCAUGCAUCUGAGAGUUUCACACUGAGUUAAUGUAAAAAAAAAACAUUUGUUGCAGUGGUCUUAAGUAAUCUUGAGAAAAACAAAUCCUGAGACCAAAACAAGACUGAGUAAAAAUGUAGUCGAGACCAAGACAAGACUGAAAAUGUAUUAAGUACCUAAAUUCCCUCAACUCACGACUUCAUAUUCAUAGGAGCAGCAGCUCUAAUUCAAACUUCCCCUAAAUGAUGACUCUCUACCCCCUUUCUCUAAGGCUGAGUCCAAUCACGAUUCAUAUGAAGUUAAUUUAAGCAGCUAUUUUAUUUGGUUAUGACUAUUACAUCUCAUGGCCACUGGUAAUGGCUAAAGACAGAUUGGUAAAGGCGAAUUUUUACCUUUAUUUGUCUGUAACAGAGACGACAAAGCUCUAGUAAAUAAAACAUGCAGACAGUUUUGUGAUGCAAGAUUGACCCAUGACUUUGGAGGACUAAUCCCACCGGUUCUAGUUGGAACAGGUCAGGAAUCCAGCUACACCAAUUCAGUUGUUUUUUAAAUGUAUUUUCCUCUGUUCCUCAGUUAUUCCUACACAAAACAUUGUAACACUUAUCUUGUGCCAGCAGGUGAUAAAAAUUAUUACAUUAGCUACAUCAAAAUUUAAGCUGAGCAUGGCUAAGCCAGUUCCUGGCAAAGGUUUCUCCCAAAACAAUGGAAUUAUGUAUUUCCAUUGACACGAUUAAUAUUUUCGUCUUGAUCAUUCUGUACUUUGUGCUUUGAUUUAAAAUGCAUUUUUUGUUGUGGCAUAUAAUGUUGAUAGUGAAAAUUGGCUUGUGCAAAGUGGACAUAUAUGGAAGAGUUUCAUUGAUUCAGCCUACACACCAAAUAAAAUUUUAUAACAUGACAACAAUUCUUUUGAAGAAUUUUUGUUUUACUUACCAAAAGAUUUGCUUGCGUAGUUUUGGGAGAGUGCCAACAGAAAAAAACUUUUUUUCAAUUAAUCUUAAUUAAUCUUUACCUUUUACAAUUAUCAUAAAGGGUCUAAACACUUUUCAUUGUAAAAUCUUCUCAGUGAAAUGUAAAUAAAACAUAUUAAUGCCUUUGUUUCAACAUCAAUAUGACAUCAAAUAAAUUGUUUUGUUAUCUUAUAAGAAUUGCCUGUCUCAUUCACUGUCAGAAACAAACUAUUUGAGUCAAUAAAUAUAUUUCUUAAUUUAAAUCUGCCACAGAUAUGCAUAAUUUUGGGCUUAACUGUAAUUCAAUAUUUUUACGAAUUCUUGGACGAACACUAAAUAUUUGUCAUACUUAUUGAGAUACUUUCAGAAGUUCCAAUAAGUUAUUAGAUGCUAAGAUUUUACCAGUGUUUAUAUUUCUUUGAAUAAUAUGGAUGCUGGUAAUAUAACAAGACCUGUGCAAAGAGGAAUUCCCUCCCAUUUGUGUCAAGCCACACCUCUCCCUUUGAAAUGACACCAAACAUAAUUCCUAAUGGCAUUGUUGCAAGAAGCCUGUUGCAAGGUUCAUGAGAUUGUUAGAUAGUCUCAUCAUUUUUCAGAAGUGUUCCAUAGGUGCAUCUGAAAGGGAUUUAUUCUCCUAUCAGGAUGACGUUUCAGGUGAAAAUAUUGGUUUUUCUGCUGGCUCUGGCAAGUGUUGCCGUGGUUUUAGAGUUUUUUUAUGUUACUGAUUGGAUACAGCUAAAGGAGCAAAACUCAUGUAAGUGUGAGAAAUGUUUUUCAAAAGAAGAUGUGUUUCUCAAUCAACACCUGAACAGUUCUAUUGAGCCAUUUUUGUCGGCAUCGACCAACCUGUCAGAGGAGGAUUUCAUAUGGUGGAAGCACUUACAGAGCAACAGACACAACUUCAGCUAUUAUAAAGCAACAGUUGACAAAUUGUUUAAGAUAAUCUCACCACGUCCUAUUUUUGAAAAACCCCGCACUGACGGUUGCAGAACUUGUGCGGUUGUUGGAAAUUCUGUGAAUCUGAAAGGAUCGCAUUAUGGACCCCUGAUAGAUUUCCAAGACUUCAUUAUAAGAAUAAAUCAUGGUAGAGUCAAAGGCUACGAAGAAGACGUUGGGACAAGAACAACUCAUCGUAUAAUGUAUCCAGAGAGUGGCUCAACAUUAGAUAACACUACUCAUCUUGUAAUGUUUGCAUUCAAGAUGAGGGAUAUUGAGUGGCUCAUCAGGUCCUUUCCAACAGGAUCUUCUGGAAAGCCAAUAAAACCCAGAGCUAAUAGAAAUUUGGUGAUGGUUCUUAAUCCAGCUUUUAUGAAGUACGUUCAUCAGGUAUGGGAUGGAAAGAAAGGAAGGUAUCCAUCCACCGGCUUUAUGACCUUGAUUUUCGCACUUCACAUUUGUGAUGAGGUCCAUGUGUUUGGCUUUGGAGCUGACAGCAAUGGAAGCUGGAGCCAUUACUGGGAACCGCUGAAAGGCAAAGGAUUUAAAACUGGACCUCAUCCUGGACAAUAUGAGUAUGCAGUGAUACAGAAGUUGGCUGAUGAAAAAACUAUCCAUUUCUAUAAAGGAGUUUGACUAUUCCCUGAAAUGUAAAGUUUAUUUUGUAAGUUUUAGUCAGAUCCCCAAAGGUUAGUAAACAAAGCAUUCAAUAAACAUUAUUUAUAAAAUGA
Fundulus heteroclitus (mummichog) is the source of this 3555-nucleotide messenger RNA. Its product is annotated as CMP-N-acetylneuraminate-beta-galactosamide-alpha-2,3-sialyltransferase 1. The record is from RefSeq and is a predicted model, not a curated record. Lineage: Eukaryota; Metazoa; Chordata; Actinopteri; Cyprinodontiformes; Fundulidae. Gene Ontology annotation, molecular function: beta-galactoside (CMP) alpha-2,3-sialyltransferase activity. The transcript is spliced from 7 exons. Bases 2531 to 3460 code for a protein of 309 amino acids.